Durio zibethinus is the source of this 2328-nucleotide messenger RNA. The record is from RefSeq and is a predicted model, not a curated record. NCBI's taxonomy places the organism in Eukaryota, Viridiplantae, Streptophyta, Magnoliopsida, Malvales, Malvaceae.
AUGGCCCAAUGACAAGCCCAAAACUGACUUCCUUUUCUUUGAACAUUUGAUGCUCCUUCAUUUGUCGUUGUGUUUGAAUGGCAAAUGAACACUUUCUGACCAUACUUGAAAGCGCCUGUCUGAACAGAUAAUUUUAACCCCAAAAAUGUUUUCUUUGCUCUCCAAACUCUCUUCACUCCAUUCCAAAACACCUCUCCACCUGCCAAAACCCUUCACCACCACCCCCAUUCCACCUUCGCAAACCACCAUGAACACUCCCGCUGCUGCCUCUACCCUCGCAAAUCUCAUCCUGACCUCCACCAACCCACAAUCCCUAACUCAAUCCCUCCUCUGCUCCUCCAUUAACUGGACCCCACUUUUAGUGGACAAUAUCCUCAAACAUCUCUGGAACCACGGCCCCAAAGCCCUCCAAUUCUUCCACCUCCUCCUCCACAAUCACCCUACCUACACCCAUUCUGCCUCCUCCUUCAACCAUGCUAUCGACAUCGCAGCCCGCCUCCGGAACUACGCCGCCGUCUUCACCCUCCUCCACCGCAUGCGCUCUCUCCGCCUCCAGCCCACCCCCAAAACUUUCGCCAUCAUCGCCGAAAGGUACGUCGCCGCUGGAAAACCCGAUAAAGCCCUUAAAAUCUUCUUGUCAAUGCAUGAACAUGGUUGUUUCCAGGAUUUGCAUUCUUUUAAUACAAUUCUCGAUGUUUUAUGUAAAGCUAGACGUGUUGAGAAAGCAUGGAAGUUUUUUAAAGUACUCAGAGGAAGGUUUAAAGCUGAUGUUAUUAGUUAUAAUAUAAUUGCAAAUGGUUGGUGUUUGAUUAAGAAGACAAAUAAGGCUCUUGAGACUUUAAAGGAGAUGGUGGAGAAAGGUUUGACUCCAACUUUGACUACUUAUAACAUAUUGCUAAAAGGGUAUUUUAGAGCUGGUCAAAUUGAGAAUGGUUGGAAGUUUUUUUUGGAAAUGAAGAAGAGAAAGUGCGAAAUUGAUGUUGUUACUUAUACUACUGUAGUUCAUGGACUUGGUGUUAUGGGGGAGAUUAAGAGGGCUCAAAAAGUUUUCGAUGAGAUGGUUGAGGAAGGUGUGUUGCCUUCCGUUGCUACUUACAAUGCUUUGAUUCAAGUUUUGUGUAAGAAAGACAGCGUAGAGAAUGCUAUUUCAGUUUUUGAGGAGAUGUUGAGUAAGGGUUAUGUGCCAAAUUCCACUACUUAUAAUGUGGUGAUAAGGGGGUUGUGUCAUAAAGAACAAAUGGAAAGGGCUAUGGAAUAUAUGGAUAGAAUGAGGGAUGAUGAGUGUGGACCAAAUGUGCAGACAUACAAUAUCAUGAUCCGGUAUUUUUUGUAUGCUGGUGAGAUUGAGAAAGGUUUGGAGUUGUUUGAGAAGAUGAAUAGUGGGGAUUGCUUACCAAAUUUAGAUACAUACAAUAUUUUGAUAAGUGCAAUGUUUGUAAGGAAGAAAUCCAAUGAUUUGUUGGUGGCUGGGAAGUUGUUGAUUGAGAUGGUUGAUAGAGGAUUUAUGCCUCGGAGACUAACUUUCAAUCGGGUUUUGGAUGGACUUUUACUGACAGGAAGUUUUGCAAGCUUAAUGCAGUUUAAAGAUAAACCAAUCUUAAACUUCUCAUGGAGGAUGAUAAUCUUCUUGAAUUGAUGUCCUUCACAAAGCAGCUUCUUCCUCGCAGAUAUCUGUUUUGGAGCCAAAAUAGCAAAAGCAGGAGGGCUGCCAAAUCCCCCCAUCAAUAUCCCAAAGCGGGUAGAAAAUGGAAAUUGAUGCUGUUGUAAACAAUAUGGAGUUUGCCAUAAUGUUGUUUUGGUGGUGAAAAUUAUUAUUAGUUUAGUUAAACCUUAAAUGAAUGAGUUACAAAUGUACAAUUUGAUCCGUAAUUACCUACAUUAAUUUAAAUCCAUAGUUUAGUUCAGUGAGGUAUUUCCUGAACUAAGAUAGAUUUAAAUCUUAAUUCUUAAAAUAGAUUACAUUUAAACUUUAUUCUUAAAUAAAGGUAUUUUAGUCUAAUUGAAUACCAUGACAGAUUUAUAAUUCCAUGUCAACAUCUCCUAAGACAUAAAUAUCUGUUAUUUUUCUUCCUUAAUUCUCAACCAAGUAACAACAAAACCUACAGAGAGAAAAUUGACUAGGAGAGUUUAGCAAUCCCCAGAAGAGUGUAGCAAUCUGAGCAACACAACCGACAGCACGAUGAGUCUUAAGAUGUAAAACCCAAGCCACUUGCUUGGCAUUCUUCCCUUUGCUAUUUUCCACAGGCUUGAAUGCAGCAUUUGGGCCAUCAAUUUCCACAGUAUAUAUCUUGACAAUAUUCUUUUGGCGGAGGAGAACCCUGAUUGGUG